Molecule: messenger RNA, 2289 nt
Organism: Stylophora pistillata
Lineage: Eukaryota; Metazoa; Cnidaria; Anthozoa; Scleractinia; Pocilloporidae
Biological process (GO): apoptotic process; positive regulation of neuron apoptotic process; proteolysis
Cellular component (GO): cytoplasm
Molecular function (GO): cysteine-type endopeptidase activity
Source: RefSeq, a predicted model, not a curated record
CAAAAUGGACGAAACUACUGUGAUUUACUACGUCGACAAUGAAGAUAUGCCGUACCGUGUAAAGCUGCUUAAAAGUCCUUCAGAAGCAACUCUUUUGGAUUUAAAAAAUGUACUCAAUCGGCAGAGUUACAAGUUCUUUUUCAAAAGUAGGGAUGAUGAUUUCGGGAAAAUUAAAGUAGAGCGAAACAAUGAAGAGAUGAAUUUGCCUUCUUUAAAUGGAAGGGUCGUUGCUCGGCUUUUCACGUCAGACACAAAAAGUGUGUCAGACCCAGGCAGAGAUCAGCAGACAGUGAUAUCAGCAUUAUCUGGCAUACGCCCUCCAGUGCCCGGGACAGGUGGCAUUGAAGAAUCUAGACCACCUUCUUUCCAUCCCCAUGGAGGGCACUCAAGAGCAGGUGAUUUUGACUCUGAAGCGGAUUCCGUGGUUAGUUCCGAAAGAGGGUCAAGGUGGUGGGAAAAACAUUUCAACAGAAAUGAAGCACUUGGAGGAACAAAAACCCCAAUGCCUGGACAGUCCGCGACUACACCUGGAAUCUGCCCCAAGUUUUUGGAGCGUCACUCAACAGACGCGUAUCUCAGGGGUGGUUCAGCGGCGUGUAACACUGCUGCCCAAGGCAAUGAACCUGAAAGAGGAAGUGCUCUAUUUCCUCUGAAUGGCAACUCUUUUGAUACAAAGGGUCAAAUGAGGCAAGUGUUGGAUGAUGGUCAGGUUCUUUUUGUUCAAGGUCACCUGUGUACAGAAAAGAAAAUGCCCACAGAACAGAAUGACACAGAUACAGGGUACAGAGCAAAAGGAAAUGCCAACCCUGGCAAUAAUGAUGGAAGAUCAAAAUCCCCUGAGAAGAGAAAACGGUCUUUAGAAGGGUACAAUGCAAAAGAAACCGCCAACCCUGGCAAUAAUGACGGAAGAUCGAAAUCCUCUGAAAAGAGAAAACGGUGUUCAGAAGGAGGGUACAAAGCAAAGGGAAUUGCUAACCCUGGCAAUAAUGGAAGAUCAAAAUCCCCUGAGAAAAGAAAACGGUCUUUAGAAGGGUACAAAGGAAGAGAAACUGCCAACCCUGGCAAAAGGCAUAAAAAAUCAAAAGCCCCUGAAAAGAGAAAACGGUCCUCUGAAGGAGGGUACAAAGCGAGAGGAACUGCCAACCCUGGCAAUAAUGAUGGAAGAUCGAAAUUCCCUGAGAAGAGAAAACGGUCUUCAGAAGGAGGGUACAAAGCAAAGGGAAUUGCUAACCCUGGCAAUAAUGGAAGAUCAAAAUCCCCUGAGAAAAGAAAACGGUCUUUAGAAGGGUACAAAGGAAGAGAAACUGCCAACCCUGGCAAAAGGCAUAAAAAAUCAAAAGCCCCUGAAAAGAGAAAACGGUCCUCUGAAGGAGACACCUUAGAACUUAAGAGGUAUGAAAGAAGACGUGAUUCACGUGGAAAGUGUAUCAUUGUUAACAAUUAUGAUUUUGGUCAUUACGCUUCGUACCGCGAUGGAGCAAAACAUGAUGAACAUGGGCUUAGAAACCUAUUUGAAGAACACCAUUAUACUGUGAAGAUAAAAAGAAACCUUAGCAAAAAGAGAAUGGAGAGGUUAGCUAAGGAGGUUGCAUUUGAAGACCACAAGAACUGUGAUGCUCUCUUCUUCAUCAUUAUGUCCCAUGGGAGCGAUGAUGAUACCAUUCUUGGUGUGGAUGGUAAAUUGAUCAGUAUUCAAGCAUUGAUGUCACGAUUUAAACCUAACGAAUGCCCAUCACUUAGGGACAAGCCCAAGGUGUUUCUUGUGCAGGCCUGCAGAGGACCAUACUCUGAAAGAUAUACAGGGCCCAUGCGUGACUCAUCUCUUUCACGUGGCACAAGGCCUCAGGAGGCUGACUUUUUGUUAGCUUACGCAUCAGCUCCUGGAUAUACUUCUACAAGACUACCUACUGGUUCAAUUUUCAUUCAAGCACUUAUUGAAGUUUUCCGGAAGCGUAGUUACAAAAGCCACGUGGAUGACAUGCUUACAGAGGUCACCAACCUUACAAUCGAGAGAAGCGCCAAGGAAGCGAAAAGAUACAAAGACCAUUUGACUCACGUUCCUACUGUCAGCAAAUCUCUUAGGUUCAGGCUUUACCUUUAGCUGCAAAGAGUCUAAGGUUUUAGUUGCACAGGUGUCCCAAGCUUACGUCUCGAGAAAGAGCUUAAGUUUAGGGAACUUUCAUUUUUUACGAGGUAGGGGGGGCUGGUGGGAUUUAUUGAACUUUCAUGAAUAAGUUGCAUGACCCCCCUCAGUCGUUUAAUGUUUUUCCAUGACCCCCCCACCAAUAC